AUGUUUGGUGGAGCAAAACCCACAUUUGGCUCGACAGCCCCCACCACAGGUUUUGGCGGUUUCAAUAAUACGGCGACCUCAUCACCGUUCGGCCAAUCGGCUUUCGGCAAACCGGCUACAAGUGCAUUUGGAGCAGCACCCACCUUUGGAACGCAACAAACCCAGCCAUCGAUGUUUGGUUCCACAGCAACACAGCCGCAAACGACGGGUUUGUUUGGUGGGGCCAGUACCUCGACGGCAUUUGGGGCUACCACUACUACGCAGCCGGCUUUUGGGUCCUUUGCCCAACCCCAACAAAACACAACACUCUUCGGCUCGGCCCAGCCGCAAGCAAACUCAACAUCCUUGUUUGGCCAACCGGCUGCCACAUCGGCCUUUGGUGCCGCCGUGAAACCCGGUGGAUUGGGUGGCUUCGGACAAACAGCAACCCAACCCACCACCUCUUUGUUUGGCCAACCUGCUGCAUCUACAAGUGCCAGCGGCUUUAGUACCUUUGGUCAAGCUGCUCCCACCACAACUAGCGUUUUCGGCAGUUCCACAACAUCGGCCUUUGGUCAACCGGCCAAUGCUGCUGCAGCCGCCAAUCCCGGUACCUCCAUUGCUAAAUAUGUACCAACAAUCGGCACCGACACUUUGAUGAAGGGAGGUCAACCCAACAAUGUCAACACCAAGCAACAUUGCAUCACCGCCAUGAAGGAAUACGAAGGCAAAUCAUUGGAGGAGUUACGUAUGGAAGAUUAUUUGGCCAAUCGUAAGGGGCCGCAGAGUGGUACAACCACCGGUUUCGGGUUUGGAGCGGCUGCACAGCCUACCACGGGAACUGGUUUGUUUGGUUCAACAAACCAACCAUCGACUGGACUCUUUGGUCAACCAGCGGCGGGAACCACUGAAAACAAAGGUCUCUUUGGAAGCACUACAAGUGCUUUUGGGCAACAACCCACCACAGGAUUUGGUGCCACAGCCACACAACCUUUUGGCGCUAAGCCAUUUGGUGCCACAACAACUACGGGAUUUGGUGCCACCGCCACUGACAACUCAAAUCCAUUUGGAGCCAAGCCGGCAUUUGGCCAAACAACUCAACCAUCGAUGUUCGGGCAAACCCCUGCCACAAGUACAGCACCGGCUUUUGGCCAAACCACCACCGGAUUUGGUUCAGCAUUUGGCCAAAACACAGCUCAACAACAACCAUCUCUGUUCGGCCAGCAGCAGGCCAAUGAUCCCAAUAAACCCGCCUUUGGUUUGGGUGGUGUCUCAACAGCCAAUACCGGGUUUGGAGGUUUUGGUAACACGGCCACCAGCACUGCUAGUGGUGGUCUGUUUGGUGCCAAACCUGCAACUGGUUUUGGUGCCGCCCCCGCUUUUGGACAAACAUCUACCGCCUCCACCGGUUUUGGCAAUUUCUCUUUGCAGAACACAAACACCACGGGGGGUGGCCUAUUUGGCAAUACCACCCUAAAUAAACCCGCCACCUCAGGGUUUGGGGCUUUCGGCACACAAACCUCUACAGCAGCACCAUUGAAUUUUAAUUCCGGCACUGGAGGAACAUCGCUUUUUGGCAACACGGCUGCCAAGCCUGGAGGUAUGUUUGGUACCACACUGGGCGGCACACAAAAUACCACCGGUGGUGGACUCUUCGGCACUACAGGCACGUCAGCAUUUGGCACCAACAACUCUACCUUGGGUGGGGGUUUUGGUACCACAUUGGGUGGAUCUCUGAGUACAAUGGGUGGUUUGCCGGGAACACCUCAACAACAACAGCAGGUGCCAAUUCAUCAACAGAUUUUGUCUAAAGUCACCUCACCCUAUGGCGAUAAUCCGAUUUUCAAAGAUCUAAAGAGAAAUGAAGAAAACGACCCAACCAAGGCCACCAAUCCGGCAGCACAAAAGGCCAUCUUGGAAAGUGGUAAUGUAAGCAAUCAAUUUAAGGUUACCACCAAGUCGUCACCCAGUGUGGUGCGUGUCAAACCAAUUGGUUCAUCGCUGACCAAGAAGUCGUUGUUUGAAGGCUUAGAGGAGUUCGAUGCCAGUGUGGAAAGUUUCAGUUUGAAACCCAAUGCCAAGCGUUUGAUACUGAAACCGAAAAAUAAUCAGUCAUUGGGUGGUGGUGGUACCCAGACACCGCCUGUGAGCCAACAAAAUACACCACAACGUCAAGCUCCUGGUAGUGGUGCUGAUGUACGCAAUGAUUCAUUUUCCGGAGAGAUACCAACAGAGCCACCAUCAAGGGAUACAGCUGUGACAUCUAGUGGUGGCCUAGGUACGGGUGGUAGAGGUACCCCUCUAAGCAGUGGAACUCCCACAACUAGCAUUAAUACUGGAGGUGGUGGUGCUCUGGAUUCCAGUCGCCGUGAGUCAUGGUUGCAUCCCAACAACUUGGAAAAGGUGCGUCAGCAUAAUUUAAAUGCUGGCUUUGAGCCGGUCUCUUCCCAUAAUAGCACAUUAACGGAAUUGGUGCCACGUAAACCAUUGGAAACAUUUAGCGGACGGAUGUCUGUCUCUACCGUGCAAGAAAAUCCAUUUGAAGAUCAACCCUCGAGAUUGGAAGGUAUGUCGUCUGUGACUGCAGCAGGUGGUGCCGGAGGGGCAAAUGAAAGUAUUAUAUCCAGUCGUUCGUAUAGCGGCGAAGAUAAAUCAAUUUUGGUGGAAGACAAUCAGGCAGAAUAUGAAGAACAUCCCACUGGCAUAACCUUGAAAAGGGUUGGUUAUUACACCAUACCCUCCUUGGAUGAUUUGAAAUCCUAUUUGGCCGAGGAUGGCUCUUGUGUGGUACCCAAUUUCACGGUGGGCCGUGAAGGUUAUGGCAAUGUAUAUUUUGGCAAAGAAAUGGAUGUGGCCGGCCUAAAUCUUGAUGAAAUUGUACAUUUCCGUAACAAGGAGAUUAUCAUAUAUCCCGAUGAUGAUAAUAAACCACCAAUUGGUCAGGGAUUGAAUCGUGAGGCCCAAGUAACAUUGGAUCAAGUCUGGCCAUUGGAUAAAAGUAUUCACGAACCUAUUAAGGAUCCUCAACGUUUGGCAGAAAUGGAUUGGGAGGCCAAGUUGCGACGUGUAUGCGAUAAGAAUGAUACCCGUUUUAUAGAAUAUCGUCCUGAAACCGGCAGCUGGGUAUUUCGUGUGAAACAUUUCUCUAAAUAUGGUCUGAAUGAUAGUGAUGAGGAGGAUGAAUUGCCAACUGAUCCGAAAAAGGCAAAAAUGGGAGCAACUGCAUUGGAUGCAGCUAAACAACAAGCUGCAGCUGGUGGCGUGGCGGGUGCUGUGGGUCAAGAUAAAAUGACUUUGGCUGCUUUGAAAAAUGCCCAGAAGAUCUCUGAAGAUGCUGCCCGCUCUUUGGAUCCCAAAUCUUUGACAAAUGUCGGUUUUUAUCCCAUGGAUGAAUCUGCGGAAUUUAUGCUAAUGGAUAAAACACAAUAUUUUCAAAACAACGGCAACGACUUCUCCAUGUUUGAUUAUCCCCAACAAAACUAUAAACAGGGCUUAACUAGUCCCACAACAACAUUGGCCAGGGAUAUGGGUACCGAUUCCCACAAGUUACAAUUGAUGAAGGCCUCAUUUUUUAUUGAAGAUGAUAAUAAAUCAGAAACCUCGGAAUUUGGUUUGCAACGGGAUUACAAUCGUAAUAUGUCCACCGCGGGUGGUGGCCUAUUUGGUCGCCACAUUCAAGAUAUGUAUGACUCAUCCCAAUCAUUGUGGAAAGAUGGCCCUGGAUUGGGUGGCCACCUGUCUGAGACCUCAAGUCAGGCUGAUUUUGGUAAUGUUUUGGCAUCACCACCAGCUCCAGCAUCAUCGGCUGGCUCCUUAAUAAGUGUUGCAAAAUCAAAAGAUGCGCAUAAAACAAUUGCAACCGAUUCGGAAACCGCUGUGGAACAAGUUGUAACCAAAAUGCCACCAUUUUUGGUUAGACCCAAGGUGGCAAUGAUUAAAAGUUUGGCAGCCCAUGUCCCGUUGAGUAAAUCUAUUUCAUAUCCUCUUCGCUUUAAAUGGCCUGCAGAUUUGGGUCUCUAUAAUGGAAGAAAAUUCAAAAUGGGCUUUGGUCCACAAAACACUUUAAUUGUGCCGACAACAAGGAAUAAUUUGAAUCGGGAAAUUAAGUCCAAAAAUCUCCUCGAAGUUUCAUCCCUCCUCUUCAAGACACGUGGCGUGAAUGAUUUUUCCAAUACGGUAUUACAGCAAAUCAAAUUGUCCGCCACUCAAUCAUAUGAGAAUUUCAAGGAGAGUAUCGUAGAUCACUUGCAAAUCCAACUACGCAAUUCCCAACAACAGGAUGUGGAAGGCAGUGAAUGUCCGUAUAUUAAAUCUGAUGGCGGCACCGACCUCAUUGUCAAACAUUUAGAUGAAGCCAUUAAACUUAUAAAUCUUGGCCCCUUAGAGGAAUAUAAUGUCUCCGUAUGGUCAUUAUGUUUAGCCCUCUGGGGCGAUCAUGAGGCAUUGGAGGGUCGUGAUCCUACAUCACAUUUUGUUGUUAUGUAUCGUCGUAAUUUACUCUCUGAGUGGUUGGAAAAUACCCUUACCGAUAAAGAUCUAUUGACACGUACCGUCUCCAAACAUACCUAUUUGGAACAUUUAAUGGAUUUAAUAAUGUGUCACAAGGUCACUGAGGCGUGUGAAUUGGCCUUCUCCUAUGAUGAUGCCAAUAUGUCAUUGCUAUUGGCCCAAUUGUCAUCUGGUCCCACUGUACGCCAGCUAAUGGAAGAUCAAUUGGCCGCUUGGAAUUCUGAUAAGGCAGAUCAAUUUAUACAAAUUGAACGUUUGAAAAUGUAUAUGCUUGUGGCUGGGGUAUCGCUUAUGUCGUCAUCGCAUGGUGUUAUUAAUACUCUGGAUGGUAUUGAAUGGAUUAAAGUUUUGGCGCUUCAAUUGUGGUAUCUAUCCUCACCAACAUCUUCAAUAACCGAUGCCCUGUUGGCCUAUGAGAAAUCAUUUAAAUCGGAAGAAUUUUUCUGUCUACCACCAACACCUGUCUACAUGGACGACAGUGGUGAACGUCAAAAUAUCUAUGACUUACGUUAUCAUUUGUUGCAAUUGUUUUCCAAACGUAGUCAUCCAAUGGAGAGCUUGUUAAAUCCUGCAACACAUACCGUAGACCCCAUGGAUUAUCGUUUGAGUUGGUUAUUAUUGCAAACCCUGGAAGCUUUGGGCUAUCGCCAUUGUUCCGAAUUAAGUGAAUCACAAUUACAUGUCGGUUUUGCCUCACAAUUAGAAAACAAUGACCUAUGGGAAUGGGCCAUAUUUGUGCUACUGCACAUUAAAGAUCGAAAUCAACGUGAAUUGGCAGUGCAGAAUGUCCUUUAUCGUUAUGUAUCUGUGGCUAAAGAUGUGACCCUUACCGAUAAAGAGAAAUUCGUUAUUAACAAUUUGGGUGUACCAGAAAAAUGGAUCGACUAUGCCAAGGCAGUGAAAGCUGGUUCAGUGCAAAAUUAUCACUUACAAGCUAAAUAUUUGUUAAAGGCCAAACAAUGGUCUUUGGCCCAUGAAAUUAUAUUCCAACACAUAGCUCCCGAUGCCAUAAUUAAUGAUAACUUGGAUUAUUUGCACAACUUGCUAAGUCAAUUUGAAAGCCCCGAUCUAAAUAAGGCCGUUAAGGUGCCCAAUUGGUCUAAUCAAGGACAAAUAUUUCUUGAUUUUAUUGAUAUAAAUGAAAAGUUCAAGGGUUUGAAAUCAUUGAAAACCGAAGCCGAUAUUGAAGCCCGUUGGGAAAAUCUAAAACCACAAUUGGCCGAUUUAUGUUCACGUAUCAAUCUUCUGCCCUGUCCAACGCCCAAACAUCGUUUGUGUCAAAGUGAAAUUGCCCAAAAUUUAGCAUGUUUAGUACGUGGUGUUCUACUUGUUUGUCCCAUCCUAAAUCCCUGUCUUAUUAUAAAAAUUGCCCUGGAACGUUUACCUUUGCCCCAAGAAUUUGCCCAGCAGGAGUUGAGAGCUUUACUCGAUACAUUGGUUGGUGAUCUAUCCAAAGUUCAAGUGGUGCCAAGUGAAGUGUGA
This is a messenger RNA of Musca vetustissima, 5970 nucleotides long. RefSeq names its product nuclear pore complex protein Nup98-Nup96 (gene Nup98-96). Gene Ontology annotation, molecular function: structural constituent of nuclear pore. Gene Ontology annotation, biological process: protein import into nucleus; post-transcriptional tethering of RNA polymerase II gene DNA at nuclear periphery; RNA export from nucleus. Gene Ontology annotation, cellular component: nuclear pore; nuclear pore cytoplasmic filaments. NCBI's taxonomy places the organism in Eukaryota, Metazoa, Arthropoda, Insecta, Diptera, Muscidae. The coding region runs from base 1 to 5970 and encodes 1989 amino acids. The transcript is spliced from 12 exons. The record is from RefSeq and is a predicted model, not a curated record.